AUGAUGGACGCAGCUGGGCAGUCCCUAGAGAGCCAGUACGACGCGCUCUUGUCCCACUAUCAUUGGACUAUACCAUAUUUGAGCUAUGCACCAAGGCCGGAUGUUAACCGUCAGUGGUCUUCCAUCUUUGGCGUUGAGCCGCUCGACUAUUCAUGGAAAUGGAAUACAGCUACGACUCAGCCAGAGGUCCGCUGCACUAUGGAGGCCUCCAACCGCUUUAGUGGCACUAAGAUGGACCCGUUUAACCAAGAUGCCUCGCGAGAGCUCCUGCGUCGCCUUCAAGCCGCAAUGCCCUCCAUCGACGUUUCCUACGUGAACCCUAUGUCGACAUGGGACGAAGGACUAUCGCGACUAAGCCCUGACAACAAAUCCCGGGCCGCGGUGUCGGAUUUCAUCGAGACCAAUCCCGAAGGAAAAUUGUUAAGCCCUUUCAUGUUGGGCAUCGAUCACGCAACACCGGCACAGUCGCGACUAAAGUUCUACUUCCAAACGCCGAGCACGACUUUCUCGUCGGCACGCGAGAUUAUAACCCUAGGCGGGCGCAUUCCUAUUUCAGAGAUCCAGUUCCAGGAACUGCAGAGUCUAAUUGCCGCCGUUGCAGGCUUGGAGUCCAGCUUGCCUAAACAAACCGAAAUGCCCCUCGCACCCGAAUACGAUUAUAUAUAUAAAGACGCAUUUGCCAAAGUACCCGCCCUUCUUUCUGGCUUUGUAUACUCUUUUGAUAUUGCCCCGGACGCUGCCCUACCCGAUGUCCAGCUCUACAUCAUAGCACGGCACUACGGACGCGAUGACCUCACCUUGGCCCACGCCAUCACCAACUGGAUGGAGAGCCACGACAGGAGUCAAUACUGGGAUGCAAGCCUAUCUCCGCUGCGCAUUCAAGGGGAAUGGGGAGCUCGACAUUACUUCAUAUUUAGCACCGGAAUGUUCUGCUCCAGGGAGUGA
Molecule: messenger RNA, 945 nt
Organism: Hirsutella rhossiliensis
Lineage: Eukaryota; Fungi; Ascomycota; Sordariomycetes; Hypocreales; Ophiocordycipitaceae
Product: tryptophan dimethylallyltransferase domain-containing protein
Exons: 4
Coding region: 1-945 (314 amino acids)
Biological process (GO): alkaloid metabolic process
Molecular function (GO): prenyltransferase activity
Source: RefSeq, a predicted model, not a curated record